UGGGUAGGUCCUUCUAGGAAAACCCAUUUAAUACAAAUGAAUUGCUGCACCCAUGAUGAUGAAAUGAACCUCUUUGGGUCAGAAUUUUUGUAGAAUUAUACUGACUUAGACAGAAGUUUGUAUAAAUAUCAAGUUGGUAGUUUCAUUCGGAAGUGAUUUGGUGUUUAUAUCAAACUAUACUGGUAGCGAGACUCAUUUUGUAAAUCGAUAGCAUUUUGUCCGCUUCAAUGAAUAUGUCUGGACAAGUCAACUUAAUGCCGUCAUAUUUUUCCUUCGUUAACCAACCAAAUUACCAGGUAAGCUAAGCUGAAAUAUCGAAUACUGCUACUUUAACUUUGUCUUCUUUGCAUAUUUAUUCGCGUUUAUAAAUGUUCGGUUUUGUGAUGACUUAUCUUGGAGUGCAGGAUUACCAGCAUGCCUAUUAAUUAUUUUGUAUUAUGACGUUUGGGAAAUGCCCUUUUGUUGUUAAAUGUACAGAGGCAUCAGGCAAGAAAUCGAUUAGUUUAGCCCAAAUUUAUCCAAGCUUGACUUGUGCACGAGCUCGUUGAGAAUUACGUAUCUUUGCUGUUGUAAUUCAGAAUUGGGUUUCGAAACUUUAGGUUUUAAAUGUCAACAAAUAUUUCUAUACAUUUCGAACAACAGGGGGCGAAGAUUGAAGAUUAAAUUAUUGCUGGGGUCCGAUAAUUGCCACAAUGCUUUCAGGAUGCCUUGAAAAUACGAAGUAUUUCACAAUACGAAACCUCCUUGAUCUGGUAAAUAAUCACAUUAGAUUCAUCUUACAACAUAGCGUAUUUAGGAGAAGUUGAAUUAAAUCCUCAAUGCAGUUGCAUGCAAGAAUUAUACCGCCAGGGGGUAGAGUACUUGUUUGUAGUCGAUCGAAACAGCCUUUAUAAGCUGACAUUGUGACAAGGCUAGAACUAGAUUUAGCCAACAUGGUCAAUCAUACAGUACCAAUGCUAUACAGUAUGUUCAACUGCUAUUCAAUAGUGACAGGUAUGCGUAUUUAAUUACGACAAACUAUUGGUAACUAUUUAUAUAUUACUACAUAAUAGCCAUAAUAUUAUAAAGGCGAUUUAUUACAAUUAGACAAGAUUAUAUUUUCCUACAAAUUAAAAUAUAAUGAAUUUCCAACACUUGAGCUUAUUAUUGAUAUUCAAAUUUCAAGUCUUUCAAGUCAAGCGUAUCGUCUCAAGAAUUCUGUUUAUAUUAUAUUGCUAUAUGGACGUGCUACUGUAGUUUGUAUGCAGUAUUGCUUACUAAAUAUAUUUAUAUAAGACGGCUCUGUGCAAUAGUUAGUAAAUCUAAAAUCUGGUUAAACUAAAGGUAGUUCAAAUGGUAUUUCAAACGUGCUGGUUUAGCGUAGCUGGUAUUGCCGUGGGUUUUGUCUGAAUUGUGAAUGAAUCCGUUUGCUAGCCGAUACUACAUGAAAUAAAAUAGGAUAUUUCGAAUCUAUUGCAUUGAUGAUCUGACGAUGAAUUUGCAAUAACUUCGAGAUAGCGCUGUUGAAUAUUGAGCCUUCUUGCUCCACGUAAAUAUUAAGUUUUAAGACGGAACUUCUAUUGCGUUUCCUAUUUUAUGCAAAGCACAGUUCCGACGUGAGACGCUUGUUAAAGCUAUCACUAAAUGCCUAAGGAAGGUAUUUGCUCGAAUGUCGUCGAAGUGUUUUCAUCUUUUCCAUGUAGAGGCAAGAGGCAUUAACGACACGUUAUAACAUGUCUGAACUCUGCGGCUUUUGGCCUUUGAACGUGCGUAAGCGGGUCGCUGAUAUCUGUUAUUGUCAUUUGAUGCUAAUAUUUAAAACCAUGCUAAUUUCACUGCGGGGUACCAUGAUUUGCUUUCUAAAUAUAUCCAUGUGUUUGCUUUCAAAAUCUGAGUGAACAGUAUGGUGUUGCAGAAACUAAACUGUUGGGCUUUACUGGCGAGACAUAUUUCUGAGCUGCUGCAGGUUUUUAUCGAUAAUCUGGAUUUCAACCAACUAGCGUGUAUAAAAAACGAGAGCUUUAGAAAUGAACCUUAUUGUUAGAAUUUGAAUGCUAUAAGAUUACGUUGAGCGCAAGAGUGCAGAAACACAAUUGAAUUGAAUUCUUAAUUACCAGGAGCGAAAUAAAUUUUGCUUAACAACAAUACGUUUAUUUGUAAAGGUCUCUUUUUUAUGAUACACUCUGUAGAACACGAAAUUUGGGGUGAUUGGAAACAAGCGUUGGUGCUACUGAAAGAAUAUUAAAUCAACGUAACCUCGUCUUCUGAGUUGACUGUGGAAAUAAACCCGCUGUUACAUGCCUCUAUAUUUUCUCAUCGUAAAGACAAAACUUGUAUAUAUUUUCAGUCCAGCCCAUUGUCCAGUCCCAUACUUGGCGGCUUUAUGACAAUGAGGCUGAUUUCUUGCAUGCACGACACUAGUACUGAGGACACUCCUCGCUCGGUUGUACACCCAUAUGGUCACGCCCAAACUCUCGAUUUCGGUUGUGACUUAUUAGUCUUAAAUGAUGUCCUCAAUAAUUGAAAGAUUUGGUAGUUCCCGCCAUCAGACAAUGCCACUAGAACUACAAUCUUGGACAUGACACUUUGAGACAAUUUCAGGCAAUAUUGAAAAGUUAGUGCACGUUGGACAAACAAGCUUCGUCACCCCUUCUCCCCUAAUUCGAUGUUGCAAACAGCGCCAGAAGGUCUUUUCAUAAUUUAACACGAGCGCAGCAUGAUUUUAAAUGAAAUUUAUCAUAAAGGGUACCGUAUAUAAGCCCCUCCAUGUACAGUAUAUAAGGGUAAAUUAUUUGGACAGGCAGGAAUUUACAGCAUUAACGCAGCGUUGGGAUCGAUUCCAACAGCUCAGACAAGUGACGAUAAUUAUAAUAUGUUAACAACUUGUUUUAUUACGUUUUAUAUACUGUAUAUUUAGUAUUUCUUUUCGUUCAUGAUAGGUUUACAGGUACAAUCAAUAUUAUUACUAACACCAAAUAUCUUCCGUACAUAAGCACCCCGUAUAUAUGUUUACAAACGCACAUAAGGGCAGGGCUUAUAUUCGGAGGUUUACAGAAAGCAAAUUACGUAUGGAGGGGACGGUAAUCUUGGCCAGUUAUGUCAGUAGCGUAACUCAUAUGGGCGCCGCCUACCUCAAAUCAAUUCGGGAGGCCCUGAACAAGGAUAAGAAAGUGGCGAAAUUGACGGGUUUUUUUAGCAAAUCCCCCCCCCCCCAACCCCUCCAAUACAUUGUCGCCACCGUAAAUGGGCAGGAACGGCGGGAGGGGAACUAUAUGGGUUAAAGCCGGGGGUCCGUCAACCCAAAGUUACGACACUAAGUUAUGUCGAAGAUUGUAGCUGUUCCAUGCACACACGGCGAGAUUCUGCGUUCAAUCACGUCAGAUGACGUGGUCCUCAGCGUAAAGCAAAUAGCAAUGGCUAGCACGUACAAUAUUUUAGACCCACGUUCUACUUUGGUCACGUUCAGUUUAAUUACUCCAGACAAACAAAGGAUGAAAGAAAAAUAAAAAUAUUAAUAUGAAAUAUGUUGUCAAUGUUCCGCUAAUAACCAUGUUUACACUGUAGUCAUGACAAAGUUGAACGAAGUUCAGCCAAGGUGAUAUGUAGGCUCAUGGGACGACGAUCGUAGGUUUGGUGAAGAUUUAUUUGCACUAGCACUAUUAAAUAAUGUCGACCACAGCCAUGUCUAGGCCAAGCUGGCUUAAAUUAUUAACAUGGCUUAUGUGCAUUGCUGCAUAUAUUAAUAUUUUUUAUUGUCUAGUUAUUUGUUAAUCCUUUGCUCUAUUCUUGACAUUACAUGACAUGGAAUUCUAGGUAUAUUUCUGUUCGUAAUUUCUAGGUUUUUGCUUUCUCUAAAACGUUGUAAAGGAUAGAUGGAAAAAAGAAUAAAGAAUAAAAUCAAACGAUAAAUAUAAAAUGCAUACGUUAGCAACUGGAAGAAAAAGUAAAUGGAAUGUGAAAGCUCACAAAAACACGCACAGCUGCACAUUGAAUUUCAAUAAUCACUACACAGUAUGCAUGCACAAACAGAUAUCGCUUAAUAAUUCUCGUAUUUGGCUGUCACGUUUCUGAUAGGUAAUUAAUUGAUACAAUCUCUAGCUUCGCAUUCCAGGAAUGUGAAAUUGAGUCUAAGAAUUCAGUCAAGGUCAAGCUUGGUAGGAUAUAAGGUUUCAAAUAUCUAAGGAAUUCAUAAAGCGACCCAAACCUGCUUAGUUUUAUUAUCGUAGUUGCCGCAGCAACUGCAGUACAAAAGUUUUGUUAGAUCGUCUGUUGAACUAUUUUACAUUCACGGUACUGUCGGUAUAUACGUCAUACGAAGCGACAUAUAGGAACUCUUUGUAAGCCUUGAUUUUUUUUGCUGCCGGGUUUUCCCUCUUAUAAGAAUACGACACAGAGGUAUGUUCAGACAUGUGUCUUUCAAUAAAUGAUGGAACUGCAUGACAUGAUGACUGACAAUAUCGUAAUUAUAUAUGUUGUGUAUGACAGUUGACUAAAAGCGGGUUGAUUUUGCUUGGCAUGUUCAGAUAGUUUCGUAGUACUCUAAGCUUAGCGAGAGCUCUUGCUGCUCGGAGACGCUCAGUAUAGGUCUAUAUAUAACACCAUUUGUAUUCUGUGGCCCUGUUGUUCCUUGUUCAAAGCUGGAUUUGCUUUAAACCUGGGUUAAUAUUUAAAGGACAAUGGCAACGAAAAUUUUUAUUGGCUAUUUCAAUCGUAGGCCUAUAUAUAUGACCAACUAACUAUGAAAAUAUUAUCAUUUCCUUCUCGAACAUUUUAGUCUAAGAGUAAAAUGCAUGCAAACUUUGUGAUUCGGCCAGUUUUGCCGCCAUCUUGGACAACAUUUUUGAAAAAUUAUCUCGAAGGUCAAUGAACGUUGUGACGUCAUUGGAUGGGUAGCACCAAAACUACAAGAGAGAAUUCUAUUGCGUGCGUGUUAUGUUAGCUAAAAUAUGUCGUUUUGAGCAUUAUGCUGGCCAACACUCUUCGCAAUCAAACAAGAGAAGUCUACGCUAUCAGAUAAAAACAUAUCGAGCGACUGGGAAAGCAAGGAAUGGCGCAAUUGACAAUACAGCAAUUGAUUAUAAAAUAUUGCAUUAGUAUUUACCUUGUUACGUCGAAUUUCUGCGUUUAUUUGAUACAGGGUCAGAUAUAUACCAUGAGAAAUAGUGUUACAAACUAGUCACAUACUUGGUAAAACUUUGCUGCCUUUUGUUUUGGCUCAAAGUGCACUACGCGUGGCAAUAUUCCGUAUAUUCGGUACUGUUUAUAGUCAUGAAAUUGUGUUUACCCAGCCAAUGACGUCAGAUAAUGUAUUUGUGGCAUAAAUUAGCAUACGCGCUUAUUUUGCAAAAUGGCGGACACAUGUUGAACUUUGUAUCAAAUUUUCUCAACAACUAAACGCGACAAACCGGUCAAAAUAUGAAAUUGAAUAUUCCGUGAGUAUACCUAACAGAUAUAAAUAAUAAAAAUUUUGGUUGCUUCUGCGCAUCUGAUUAUUUCAAAACGGCAGAGAAGAAAACUCUUACUAAUCCAGACACUGUUUCUGAAGAAUUAUUUCCAAAUUUAUUAACAAGCUGUCGUCAAGAAGUUUGCUUUGAAUUUUAGGUUAACCGAGGGUUAGCUAAUCGGCACUCGAACAACCGCUGAUGUAUAUGUAAAUCAUUUCAAAAUCAGAAUGACAGUAAUUUUCACCCUCAACAAUCCUUCAACUGUAACUACUAUAAUUAAGCUAUAUAUUGAUCACAGGAAUCAUAUCUGCAUUUGGAUUUCUAAAUGGUCUAAAAUAUUAAUAAAGAAUUGCCAUGAUAGAAACAAAAUAAAGAACAUGUCGGAAAUGACAAAAGAUCUAUUUUCCCUGUAUAGGAAUAUAUCGUUAGCGGUUUUCUAUGGGAUAGACAAUUUUUUUCUGUACGCUGGAAUAUGUUCUUCUUUUCUGUGUGAGAACGUCAGUAUCCUGUUAUUCAAUAUCUUCUAAGUAUGGUCAUCAUUAAAGGUGAUCUACAGUCCGUAUGUAAACAAAGCCUUUGUUUACUAAUUUUUGUGUCCAAAAUAUUGAGCUUUAUUCGACAACUAUUUAUAUUUUCAAGCUUCUAGAGUAUAAUAAAAGAUCAAGAAACAACAAUCAGGCUUUUCAAGAACUCAAAACAUGGUUAAACUGUUUGUAUCAUAAAAAGUGGGCUCAUUUGUGCACAUGCGCAGAUCGGACUGUAGAUCACCUUUAACAAAGUACAAUUACUGUCUAAGUAUAAUUGUUAAUAGUUACAUAGUUACCUGAAUAUUUAAUAAUAACGUUUCUCGAUCACCUCUUUGUUUUCAACAUAGUUAUUCACAUUAUUAUUUUUAAAGCAUUUUCAGGAAACUAUUUCAAAUAUUACACAAAGUGAUAGAUCAUUGUUAUUCUGCAUUUAACAUCGCAGUCCAGUGCGAUGCACCAACUCAAAAGUAAACAAAAAAUGCAAUAAAAAUUGUUUCCCAGUGUCAGAUUAUUUUUUAAUUCAUUUUCGUUUUUUCAGAUACUCUUGAAAUAAAUUGAAGCACGUACUUGUAUAAGACAGGUUUUUUUUUGCGUUUCCCUGAUUUCCACAUUUUUCGGAAGAAAACCUGCAAAACAAAUCAUUUUAGGAUACUUUGCAAAACAAGCCAUGUUUUGUUUACAAAGGUUUUAAAGGUGAAAAUGUCUUAAAAGAGUUUUCGGGAAUUAAUAUAGUAGCUUUUAAUCGCUAGAGGGUAAAUCUUAUUUCUAUAUUGUACGUCUAUGAAUGAUGAAUAAUAAAAUGUACCACUAAAUAUGCAUCUAACUUAGCGAAGAUAUUUGCUGGUUUUACUCUGUGUAAUUAGUUUAUUAGGUGAAUAAUUCUGUACUAAAUAGCAAUGGUGGGAUGGAAAUUAAAUAUUCUUAUUCAUGCAUGUCGAGUAAAAAGAAAUUUUGCAGCUGAAAUUUUUUUCUAGAGUGGGCAUUAAUGCAGUGGUGGUAAGAAUGAAAAAAUGAUUAUAUAGUACUGGGUCAUAUCUUAAGUGGGAACAUAUCCGCGGCAAGGCUUGAAAAUUUACAUUUCUAAGGAAUCCCGCCUUUCUAAUUUGGUCUAGUUCCUCAUAUGUAGGAAGUAUUCUUAUUAGAACAAUAAUCACAUCUCAAGCACCAUUUCCGGCAUAUAACAAUGAACAAUACCACACCUCACGUUUAUCAACGCAUUCAUUACAUACGUCCACAUGCAGCCUCAUAGAGUGAGAACACUUUCGCAACUAAAUAUGACAGGCAGUGCGGCGCUAGCCAUGGCAACUGGUUAUGCCAUGCGAAUGAAUCUGUAACAAAUGAGUUGAAAGACAAUCGUUUUCUAUAGGUAUGAAUAAUACAAUAAUUUACAAAUUUGCAUAUAACAAAUUUUCUGUGGUUAGCGUCGCCACUGAUUGACAGAUCAAAUACUUUAGGAAAAUGUAUCGACUAUUCCCCAACAAUAAGUAAGUAAAGAUGUACGUAAGUAAGUAAGUGAACUUUAUUUAACCACAUAGUCUUGUAGACAAUCGCCAACAACUUUGUAUCUAUUUUAAGGAAGCUAAAAUUAAUACACUAAAGUCAUAUGUGAAUUGCGCAUGUCUCCGAAGAAACAUUUUGAACAAUAUUGGAAGAAUCAAAUGUAACAAUAUGUGACGUUUCAUAACUAAAUAGUUUUCCCUGCUUAUGACUGAACUAAAUGAUCAAUUUUAGGUAGUUCUUAGUUGUAAAUAUAAAGUUAUUCUUUUGGUACAACCUUAUAUAUAAUAUAGUUUACAUGAUGUUUCAUAUGUUUCACAUCAUGCUAAUAAUGUUUCAAAAUUAUAAAUGUAGUUCUUUGCCUUUGGAGGUUCAGUCAGUUCCAUAGUACGCGGUUCCAAUCAAUAUUUAUAUGCUGUUGAGUGUCCAAAAUUAGUUUUAUUAAUAUAGGUUUUUGAACACCACUAUAAUAUUUUGUUUAAAACGUAUUCAUGACGCAUUAAAUGAAAUUUUGGAUUCACAUUUCUAUUACUUUAGAAAGCACGAAACGUUUCAGAUAAUCUAUAAUUCGCCAAGAACGACAGGAGAUUUGAGUCAAGAUUAAUUGUAAGAAUCUAAGGACCUGACGUUUUUCAGAAUUUCGACGAUUUCGCUAGAAAGGCCUUGAAAAGUUGAAACUCUCUUUAUAAUUUGAUGUAUAGUUGGAUCUUUCGACCAACUACAUUGUUAUGACAGCUACCUUAACUGGAACAAACUGCUUAAGAAAGCAAAUUCACGUCGCCUUUGUCUUAGAGUAAAGUUGAUGAGCUAAUUCUCGUUGCCGUUGUAUUCCCCAAACCCUCUAUAUUCAUUUCAACUUUCAACGUAACAGGAAGAUGAUUUUGAUGCAAAGAUAUUGAAAGCUGUGAAGAAAGAAAUGUCAACAGACAGUGAACUGACGCCCAGUGCUCCUCCUAUUGUGGCGACAACACUCACUCUUGACACAAUACAGGAUGUUCUCACAAUACAGGAUGUUCUACAUACCCAGGGAUAUAACAUUGAAGGUGCGUGAUCAUUGUUGUGUGAUUUACACACGUAAAAAUCUCACAACUUGUCAACAAGAUGUGUUUGCAACAGGCUUAUAGCAAGCUUGUCAACAAGUUGUAACAACGCUGUUAUCCUAUAAAGUUUCUGUAUAAGGUUGUCACUCAGAACUUGUUGACUAACUUAUGAACUGAAGGACAAUAACAAAGUUGCUCGAAAUACUUAUAAGACAAGUCUGUUGAGCUCAUCAAGUUUGUAGCAAGUUGACAAGUUGUUGGAAAAGUAUUGCUGGAAGCCUACUGAAGGUUUGUUACUUACACUACAGUAUAGAAAAAAACUGAAAUCCAUACUACGAAAUUUGCAAUUGCACCACAAAAUCCAUAGUAUAUCCAUACUAUUUUCAUACUGUAUCGAUAUUAUGAAAAUAUACAAUUAUUAUGGAUAAUUCUAUUUCCAAUAAAGGUCCAUACAAUUUCCAUUCUAUGACCUAUGGAUUUUCAAUUUUUUUUCCAUUGUUAUAUCAUUUGUAUAUGUUUAAUUCCCCUUGCGGCGCCUUCCCGGACGAAAGUCUUGGGCUACAAGUCACGGAUAUAUUUUAUUAACUUUACUAACGUCGAAAUAUGGCUUCAACUGUAAAUAGUAAAUUAUACUACGCUCAAUUUUUGGUACGGCACGGAUAAAAUUGGUACCAGUACCACUUUAUAGAUAGUCCAAGAACCAAAAAAGUGGUUCGGUACAAAAAUUGAGCGUAGUGUAAACGGAGCUUAUGUUACGCGAUCUAACCGCAACUGAGCUACGCAGGUCAGUUGUCGAGCUUUCACCAUAAGUUCAUGUGUAUAUACUAGGGGACUGCCAUGUUAGGUUAUGAGUAAAUAUCAAGAUUUUUUAUGGCAUCUCAGAAUAUUAGUUGAAGGGUGUUGUAAAUAGAAACUAUCGAGUGUAAAUUUAUAUACAUUCAUUAGAUCUAACCAUGCAGGCCGAGCUGUAAAAAAUGUCUGUUUGGCAUCAGACAGAGUAAAGUAGAGACCACUAAAGACCAAAUGAUCUGGUAUCUUGCACUUCACUUGGUGCACUUGACCAAGAACGACCGCAAAAAAUUCAGCACAAGGUCCUCCGGUAGGAAUUGAACCUACGGCCCUGCGAUUCCGGUGCAGCGCUCUAACCAACUGAGCUACAGAGGCCAGCUGUUGAGCGGUAUUACAAACUGGGAUUGCAAACCCUAACAACAGCAUUCUAAUAUAUUAACACCACCAAGUAAGUGAAGUGCAAGAAACCAGAUCAUUGAAGUCCACCUUAUCACAACACGCACACCCGAUCACCAAAAUAUUGAUGAACUUACGGUUACAGCUCAACAGCUGGCCCCUGUAGCUCAGUUGGUUAGAGCGCUGCACCGGAAUCUCAGGGCCGUAGGUUCAAUUCCUACACAAUGUAAAGCCAGUCUAUAUGAAGCUUUAGAUUUUGCUAAGAGUUACAAAACAUUUGAACUUAAGGCCUAAUCUAGUACAGAGAUGUGAUAAGUCUUAAAUUUUGCACUUCAAAAACCACAAACUACCGAUCUUAGGAACCUUGAGCAUGCAAGAAGGACGCAAAUGCGUUAGUAUGACGACAAUCGUGAUAUUGUAGAAAAGAAAUUAUUUAUCAAAAUCUCAUAAAAGUAUUGAUGUUGUCUUCGCCGAGUUCGCUCUGUUUACAGCGGCAAAUCAUAGAUUAUCACGUCUUGUGUAACAACGGCGAUAUUUCAAGCUCGGACAACGGUUAUUUCAACUUUAAGCAUAGAACUCUUCCCAACCAAAAAUCCUUGUCUUAACCUCGAUCCUUAAUAAAUUGUAUUAAUUUCAUAUCAUGGAUAAUAGACGAAAGGUUUCCUUUACAAUCAUUUAGUUCGGCAAGUUUGCUUGCAGCGGUAGCGUUAAAAUAUGCUUAAGCUAAGCUAUAAGCUAAUCACUAAAAAGGAGGGAGGAGGAUGGAAGAGGGGAAGGGGGAAGGGAGGAGGAGGGAGGUGGAGGGAGGGAGGGGGAGGGAGGAGGAUGAGUAAUUUGACAAUUCAUUGAUACGGUAAUUACAACAGGUCGGGUGCAUGAAUGUAUUAUUGAACGGCGGAAAAAAGAAGACAAAAUAUUCCCAACUGAAUGAGCACUUUUCAGGCAUAGCCAUGCUGACAUUGCCUGUAAUGAAGUUUUGUCUACUAAUUGUAGCAUUAAUAGAACAUGUAUGCAUGUGUGAAACAUUCACACGUCGCUUUGUGUGUGGGGGGAAGGGGGGCGGGGGGGGGGGAGAUAUACGAUCCCUGCGUGUCACUUAUUUACAUCCAAUAAGAAAUACGUUAAUGUCUUGGACAUUGUUACCUGGAGGGUGUUUUUUAUUCUUCUACCUGACAUCUCGCGAUUUAAAUAGAAACUUCCCAAAAGUUUGCAUUAAAAUUUGAGUGCGCAUGAAACUAUAGCUCGAGACGGACAAUGUAAUCCAAGUACAUGGUUUUGAUUGCCAGCCAGCAAAUUCUGGAAGUGUCUAUACUGUACACAAAAACAGGAAGGGCUGGUAUUGAUAAGCCAGGUAAAAAUAUCGCCAUAUCGAAACAAAGCUGACCAUGGCAUUUGAUUCAAAUAAUCAUCUCUAGAACAAUAUCCAAAUGAAUAGAACGGAAAUAACAGGGACGUAGAAAGCAGGAAUGACAGAGCAUUCCACCUGCCCAAUAUUUUAUAAAAGGGGUAGUCGGUAGGGCGGAAUAGCUUUCGUCUUCUCUCCCCCCACCCCCAACGCACACAAAAUAAUGAAAUUUAAAACAUAAAAUGGGUCGGUUCCUACUAAUAUGAACAGGCUUGGUCACUAGUUGUUUAAAACAACAAGAAAUAAUAAACUAUAGAAAUCAUAUUUCUGAAUAAUCGGUCAUUAACACUGAUCACUUUUGUUUCAGAAAACCAAUCGCAAAACGUGUUCAUAUUAGGUAGGUACAGAAAAGAAUUGCACGUAUAGCAUUGAUUUAUAAAAUCAUAACGUAGGAAUUAAUGAAACGGCCUAAUUAAAGAGUUAGAGAAAUUUUUAUGAAUGCCAUUUCCGACUACCUAGGGAUUCUAAAUUUUCCCGCUCGGCUCCAACCAUCUUGGAGAAGUUAACGAAACUCCCUACAACCAUGAAAUGAUAAUCCUAGGAAAGGCCAUGCAUACCAAAUAGAAAAUACUUUUGAUUAUAUGAGUGGAGCUGGUCAACGUACCUUCCUACGGGAGAAGGCGUUGUUUAUUCGCCCAAUAUCUCUUGCUAAAGUUGUGUUGUAAGCUUCACAUCGAUAAGAUCUUUGUAGUAAGCCAAGUUUAAAUAUCAAUAUAUAUAUUGGUUUUAAACUUGGUUUUACGAGAUCAUUCGACUCCAAUAUUUUGCUCUGUUGAUUAAUAAAAAAUGUGCCUCAACAUCACUCUAACCAUACUUCAUCUUAUUUCAGCGUCAGGAGAUGAAUCACAAUGUGGCCCUUUUGAAGGUAGGAAAUAUAUUUUUCAAGAUGUGAUAACUCAUCGAUAUAAUGUUACGAUCUGAAUAUUACGAGUGUUUGUCAUACUGUAUUCAUUGUAAUUCAAGCGUACCCAAGCAGCCUGCAGCAAAAGUGAUUGAUCUCUUUCCGUUAUCAAGCGCAAUUUCCUUUCUUUUACGUAUCUUUCCUAUUUUAAUAUAUUCGUUUUCUUGUAUGAGAGGAAAUGUAAGCUUUUAUGAAGCAGUAUGUCAUCUUGUAGGAAUACAUGCAUCUACCAAUUCCGGCGUUAAAAUUGAUGGAUGUCUUGCGAGAAGGAGAUUACUACUAGUAAUAUCCAACGUUCACUAGUUCGGCUCGAUUUAAAAAAAAAGUUUGGUAAAAAAUACCGUCAUGCAGCUGUCUGCAGCUGUCGGUAUAGCGGUAUGCAGCUGUUGGUGCGGUAUUUGGGAUUUGCGAUUACGAUUAACAUUUCUACAGCGCAAAUGUACAUGUGGAUAUGAUCAAAUGCGCUUUACAUCAAGUAUUACGCUUACCUAAAUGACUUACUUAACCUAGACUAUUUUAUCUUUACAACAAUUGUGAUAUUACUUUCUUAAUUGUGUUUAUCCCAACCGGGUAGAAUCCGGGACCACCCGGAGAAAACCCACGACUUUCGGCAGAGCGUUGACUGUCUCCUUGCGAGAACCCAUGAACUCAGAGGUGAAAGGAUCUUGCUAUGACUGCUGCCUCACCUAAACUACACAAUUACAAUGAUAUGCAAGCAUAAAGAAGCAAUAUGGUUCGCUAUUUGGUAAUUUUAAGACAAUUGUUUUAAAGAAUUGACAACAUCCCUUCUAGGACAUUGUUGAAUCAGAAUUUUUAUUUCUUCUUUAGACACUCGAUUUGACAAAGUGGUUGAUGUCCAAACCAAUGGUGGUAAGAUAGCCACGCAUCAAUUUUAUCACAUACCAAGUGUCAAAUUUCAUGUUUUCAUAACCUCUGUGAAUAUUUGAAUGGCGAUAAUACAAUAUAUGUUUUGGUUUGUCGAAAACACUACGUAGUUGUUGCAAAACUUUCGAUCCGUAAGCGCGGAUCUUCAUGAGUACAUAAGCACAAUAUUCCUUUUUAUACACGCUCACUCCAAAGCAUAUUUUGUAUUAUAUUUGCGCAAGCAUUUGCCAUUUGGCGUUAUCUGCCUUUAAAGUUUAACCUCGACGACUUUUGAUUGGAGGAUGUUCAUUUAUAUUUUACAGAUGGCUUGAUCAGUGAAGAAGAUGAAAUUAAUUUCAUGAAUAUAUCAGGUACUAUGUUAUCUAAAUAGUCUUUAUCGCACGACAUGUGACCAGUCUUUGUUCGCUAUUUUUUGGGUGGCAAACUGCACAAUUUAGAGAAUAAAAUUGAAACGCACCACGAUGGUUUGUAUAUCCUAUUUCCUUCACUAAAUCACUUGUUAUCUCAGUAGUAGGCUAUGACCGUUGGCGUAUAUGUGUCGUCAAAAAAGGCUUGCUUCUAUGCUUAAGCUUUCUAAUAAUGAGCUCCAUAUUGACUAAUAAGUUCUUAGAAUCUGACUUGCUUGAUUAAGCUCUCUAUUAGCGAACUAAUUAGCUCUCUAAUUAGCUCUCUAAAUACCUCUCUAGAAACGUCGCUCGCUAAAGCUCUCCAAUAGCGGACAAGGCCUGGUCGCAUAAGAAAGGCUAAUUCUACCAACUCAUGAACUGAGUGCGACACCUUUAUCUGAAUCCGGAUCUGGACAUGAGCUUAUAGUUUCUUAGCUUCCUAAUACUGGGUACGGCUGCAACUUUUGUUGAACCCAGCAUUGGGUCUUUCUUUUAAUACUAAAGCCCAGGUCACACUACACAACGAUAACGAUACGAUAACUUGUAUACGCGCGCUGAUUGGUCAAAAAUUUAUCGUUAUCGUCCGACUGAAAAAAAAAUCGCUCAGGUGAGCGAUUUUAAAAUCGUUAUCGUUAUCGUCUAACGAUAAUUUUAUCAUUUUCGUUGUUGUGUGGACACUAACACAAUUUUUUUGACGAUUAUCGCGUGUUUACAAUUUAUCGUAUGGUUAUCGUUGUGUAGUGUGACCGGGCCUUAAGCCACUUGGACAAGUGAAGGAAAGACAUUAUAUAUAAACCAUUGCACAAAAUUACCAAACAACCACGAUGAAAAUUUUAGUUUUACAUUUUCACAGCUGCUAUAACUGACUUCAGCGACUACAUGAUUGAGUAGUCCAAUUUUCAUGUAAUGUCCUCGAGAUCUAUUCUCUGACAACUAUUCCUCCGUGUGAACUGUUCCAAUUCAAUAAUUCCACAUCAGGCAGCUUACUUAUAGUUAUAUACAGUAGCUGCUAUUCCUUUUAAUUUGUUAUAAACGACACAAACUGUUUAGUUCCUCAACGUUGUAGGAAAUGUUGAUGUUGAGAUCUUUGCGCUUUUGGAUAUAAAAUUUUAAACUCGUUCCUUGUAGCAGGCGUCAAUUUGACCAAUUAAAACUUGUAGUAGGCGUGGAUUUGACCAAUUUGACUUGCAUUAAUACUUGUCCUAGGCAAUCUUUAAACAUCAGACAACAUGAAACAUCGUCGGUUUUAGCCUUUAUUGGCCAGCGAAUAAAAUCCAGAGUUAAUUGCCUUGUUGGAGUUGUAUUGUACUCUAUUAUUCCCUUGUAGUUGUUGCAGAUUUUGGUCUAUUUUCGUAUUUACCCGCAAUAAUUGGCUUACUCUGAUACCCGCGUGCAUGCGUUGACUAUGCCAUGCAUUUAGGAUCUAGAUUAUAACCACACAAUACAUUGAUUUCAUUUUUAUCAUUUCCUGUUAUGGCAGAAGAUGUCUGAAAUGGAGGUCGUAAACCUAAAUAAUUAUGUCCGACAAAUGUUUCGAAUCGUUGCAUUGAUUCAUAGUCUUUCAAAGCAUGGUUUGGCAUGGAAACUUCGCUAAAGUCUUUGUUCCAUCUUUUUGUUCGCGUUUAUGCAGUUUUGUGCACGGUGAUGAACACAUUGUGUUUCAGUAUAAUGAACGAAUCAUCCAAUAGCAACGUUUUAGUACAGUCUAUGCUAUUUAAAUAUUAAUAAGCCUAAAACAAAGAAUGUGCAUGGUGUAAGGUACUGCUCAACAUAAACUCCCAUUUCAUUAUAACCGCUUUGAAGUUUACUGAGUUUCCAGACCAUGUCUCGGAAGACUAUAUAUGAUCAAUUUUAUCUAAAUUAAACAAUAUGGGGAAUUGCAAUGCGACGGGACAUCAUCACGCAAGAACAGUUAUUGAAAAUACUAGAAAGUUAUGGAUUGAGAGAGACUACCUGAAAAAUACAAGUAAAAGUUCGACAUUUCUAGACAAAGGCAACCAACGUCCGAACGAAGGACCUUCGCUGGAAACGUUAACAUUUUACUUGUAUUUGAAGGUAGUGGGUAGGUUGAAUUUCUCUCAAGCUGCAGCUUUCUGGUGUUCUUCAUUUAGUAAGAAGAUUAAGCAAGCGAUGUUUUUGUCAAUACGGACGUCAGAUUGCUGAGGGGGAGGUCGGAUUAUAAACUGUGUUUGUGUCAGUUUGUGGCAAUAAUCAACACAUAUGACAAAACAUAAGAUUUUUAAAGUUUUUUGCUUCCUUGCAUGAGCGCAGAUUAAAAUACCGCCGGAAUUAGUCAUACCAAUUUUCGGGUGACGUUCGCGUGUUGACAAAAACGUUGCUUGCGUAAGCUCAGUAAUAUCACUAUAAUGACUAUAUGCCUACGCUGGUACAGAACGUUUGUAUUGAAAAUAUCAAUCUUGAUUUAGAUUUUGGUGUCAGUUCAGAUCCGUCCUCGCUUGAUAUUGAUUUGUUGAACUAUGACUCAGGGAUUGAAGCAGAGAUUGAGGAAAAUAAAGGUCUGAAAUUUAUUCAAUAAACCUUAUGCAUAAUGACGUCACAAGGCUUGAUGCCCGCGAGGAAUGCUGGUCUUAGUAGUCAUCGCCUUGUAACUAAUUUCGAUACUGGCCAUUUUGAAUUGUUUAAUUUCCCCGAGCGAUGACUACUAAGACCAGCAUUCCUCCCGGACUUCAAGCCUUGUUACGUCAUUAUGCGUAAGUACGAGUAUUUCUCGCAACGGAAAUGCAACAUUUUAAAUUUCAUUACGUUACCGGCGAAAGAGAGGUGGCAACACGUUUUAAAAAUCAAGGAUAUAAUGCCUAUAUGGUCAUGAUUUUGUGUCAAAAUUUAGCGAUUUUAAUUCCUGACAAAAGUUUAAAAAUUAGCUUUCUGUGAAGUGUGCAAAGAAACUAAGAUCAUCGACCACUCCCACAAACGUCUAUGACCGCAACUACAUAUUUUUGCAUGUUUACAAUUCUAAUUUUGAACAGCCAAUCCUGUUCUUGGUAACAAUUACAAUUAAACGGCGAUUGGCUGUUUAAAAUUAGAAUUGUAAACAUGCAAAAAUAUGUAGGUGCGGUCGUAGACGUUUGUGGGAGUGGUCGAUAUACGAAUUUUGAUGCGAUUCCACAGUUCGGUGACUUUCGUAAUUUAUCAGCUAAAAUUGUUUAUGCCUCUUUCUAAAACAGAUGUUUGAGCUAUUAUUAUAUUUGUAAAAAGCCUUUGUUUUACGCACGGAAUAUAGGAUUCGCAGUUUUGAUAACGUGUCUACGUAUUUAUUAAGCACUUUAAGGCACGCACGUGUGUAUUUAUUAAUGGUUAUUAAAUGUAAGCGACGCGCUCUGAAAUUCCAGACUUGUCUGAAAAUAUGUAUAUAUAGGCUUGUCUAGAUUAAUAGAAAAUUUAAUUUUCCUUGGGCAAUAUGAUAUGUUUAUCAUUAUGUCAUUUUAGCUCGAUCCCCAGGAAGACGUUCUAAGACGAAGCAGAAACGCCGCGUAAACCGUAAGUAUUUCAUUAAAUAUCUAACCAUGAUUGAAUGGCACGAAAGGAAACACUAUGUUUCUGGAUCUGAGACUGUAAACAAAAGCACCGCUCAAUGCUGUUGAGACUUUCACGUGAUAUACGCUUUCGUCUAUAAUAAGAUAAUAGCUAUAUGCAAGAAAGCAUUGACUUUGGUCAACAUGAUGAAACGCACAAGUUGUUACGGCCGUGUCGCACUAUUGCGUGUCGUACUGGCGUAUGCCAGCGUAUGGAAAAUAUCACUCAUACGCUGGUAUACGCUGACAUACGCUGGCAUACGCUGGUAUACGCUGGCAUACGCUGGUAUACGCUGGCAUACGCUGGUAUACGCUGGCAUACUCUUGGGGUACGUUAGGCAUAGGUUGUAUGCGCUUCAAGCACGGUGCAUAGAUACGCGGUGGCAUACGCAUGGAUACGGCGAGGCAGAAUUUCUUUGAAGCAUGCUUAAACAUUUUGCUCUUUGUGCGUAUGCGGAGGUAUUGCUUACACGCUAUACGUUUGAAUUCUCUCGUACACAAUAGUGUGACACGGACUUUACAAGUCUGGAAACAUGUUGUUACAAAUCUAUUCACAAGCUGUCAACUAGUUGUGUUCGCACUGCUUGUUUCCAGUUGUUGUUGGCAUCAUGCAUCAAACUUGUUACAAGGUUGUUUUAACAAGUCUGAUACAGUCAUGAUAUAACAAGAAUGAUACAAGGUUGGUUGGUGACAGAACGUUGUAACAAUAUUGUAAUCAUCAUUGUAUCAUGCAGACUUGUUGCAACAACCUUGCAACAAGUACAAUAAUGCCAUCAAGCUUCUUGCAAGUUGUUAACAGUUUGUUCCAAACUUUUUGACAACUGGGGGGACAAAAACAGUGCGAAUACAACUUCUUAACGGUUUGUUAGAAGACUCGCUGCAAGAUGUGAGAUUUUUCCUUGUGUAAUUGGUGCAUAAUAUAUAUUUCAAAAUGGUCGUCCAUAAUCUCCUCGCGCUAAGAUUAAGGUUCCAAGAUGAUUUAAAUUGACGAUGUGGUACUGCCAAUUACAUUGAGAGGUUGCAUCUUUUUAUAUGUAGCUUAUAUAUAAGACCCGUAUCUUAUUGAUAUAUCUUAAUUAUCAAGUGUGGAGCAUGCCAAAGUCUGCAUGCGCCCAUUGGCUGCAGACUUGAAUAUAGCCAUUUGCAUCAUAAUGGCUUUCAGUUGGUAACUUUUGAAUUUAUGUGUGAAUUUACGUAACAUAAAAUGAAUGAACAGCAGAUCUAUAUCUGAUUUACAAGACGAGCCGAGAGCAAGGCGUAGUAUACAUGUAGGUAAAAUAACUAAAUAAGUAAAUGAGAUACACAUCGGAUGCAAAAACUUUGUAUCACAUAAAAUACAAGAAUAAAUUGAAGCUAAAAUAUAAAUCUUUGUUCUUCUAUAAGCUAAAAUUUAAAUCUUCACUGUUCUUCUAGCUAUGUAAAAUUUUGAACGGUCUGCGCUAGUGUAUGUCGAGACUAUACUAAACGGCUGUGGUGUGAAGGACAUACAACUCCAUGGAAAUAUUGACAAAACUUUGACAGUUCGAGCGGAGGGCGCUUCGUUGCUAGCUACCCAACGAAGAGCCUCGAAAUAUCGAAAUUCUUCUCAUCAGAUAAUUCAUGUCCAUCACGCAGUUAUCUUUUAUCCGUGCUGAUUUAUUUAUUCAGAAAUUUCUUCAGAAAGUUAUUAAAUGAGAAUUUUAAUGUCUUAUUUAGGCUUAGAAGUUGAAAAUGUCUCCGACAAUGCUGAUGAAUCGGAAGAAGACACAGGUAACCUAAAUCCAUUAUUGGGGGCUGUGGCACUGUUCAGCGUAAUUAAAAGAUAAUUGAAUGACGUUGAACGGUCAAUAGACAUUAUGAAUAAUGACGUCACAAGGCUUAAUGCCCGCGAGGAAUGCUAGUCUUAAUAGUCAUCGUCCGGGAAAAUUAAACAAUUCAAAAUGGCCACUAUCGAAAUUUUCCCUGUCGAAUUUUCCUCGCGGGCAUUAAGCCUUGUGACGUCAUUAUGCAUAAGGUCUAUUAAUAAUAAUAAUAAUAAUAAUAAUCCAUCCUGACUCACGGAUGCAUAAAUCAUAAUUAUUGAAAGAACCCAACGAAAGAGAAAGAGAAGACUCUGAGAAUCCCUUUUCCGAGUUUCAAAAUUCCUCCAACCAUGGUAACGGCUCGUGGAAUUUGGCCCCCUAAGGUUAUCAAGCUUCCUACAGUAUGUCCCAGAUUUCCAAAUUGUAUUACAAAUUGAAAUUGUUUUUUGCAGUGUUAUUAAUAAUGCUUUAAUAAUGUAUCCCUUUCUCAUUUGCUUACAUAGUUUCAAAAUUCCAUUGCCAAUACUUAUGGGAAUUUCUACAAAGUUUAUUGAGCUGUAAGAAAUUCAACAACAAAUACAUUGAAUGGAAAAACCACCCGGAAGGAAUCUUCAAGUUGAAUGACCACCAUUCAGUGGCGAGACUCUGGGGAAUACAGAAGAAAAGAAAAAAUAUGACUUAUGAUAAAUUGAGUAGAGCUCUCAGGUAUUAUUAUAGUAAAAAUAUCUUACAGAAAGUUGAUGGCGAGAGACUCACGUAUAAAUUUUGUAAAUCUGUAUAUGAAUACAAAAGUUAAGCUUAAUCUGGCCGAAUCUACUUGAUUUAAAAUUUCAAUAAUUCAUGAUUUAAAAUCUGGCAUUAAAUAACAAAGUUUUAUUUUUGUGGCCAGAUUAAUUCGUUAAGUAAAUUUUCUUAAUAUCAAAUCCACAAGCUGAAUUCUAUGUUUUUAUAAUGUAGGAUGUAAUCCUAUUUCAUUUUAAAAUAUUGUCAAAUGGCGUCUUUUCAGAUAUUCAUAACACUUGUGUCGAAGAGUAAAAAUUUAUACCAGGUUUGAUUUUCAGGGAAAAAAUGAAUCAAUUCUAUAAACCACUACGCGUUUAGGUUUUUGUUUUAAAUCUGUUCAAUAAGUUGUUAGUAGAGCAAAACGCAUCAUUAUUGAGGAUCAAACGCAUCAUUAUUUGGAAAUGAAAGUAAAUUGCUCGCAAACAUGGCCCUUUUGACACCAUAUCACGAAAACACGCUAUAGCCUUCAGACAAACAUGUAUAAAUUAAAGAUUCUUGUAAUUAAUUUAGAUUUAUACAGAACUUGAUUGAUGCACGAUCAAUAAUUACCCAGUACAAGCAGUAUACGUUUUUACCAUUUUUAUUCAUUUUGUACAUAAUUUGCGCUAUUAUUAAGAUA
Paramuricea clavata is the source of this 19965-nucleotide messenger RNA. Lineage: Eukaryota; Metazoa; Cnidaria; Anthozoa; Malacalcyonacea; Plexauridae. The record is from the annotation of a GenBank genome assembly.